AUGGCGACCCCUACGAUGGACACUCUCCAACGCGCACGCAGAGCAUCCCAGGACGUUGCUGGCUUGCCGCUCGAAUUUCUCGAUGCGACCUGCUACUUUAUCACCUCGUCUGCGUUUGACACACUCCUACAAUGUACAUCGAGCCACUCGCCGCUCCUUGCUGCGAUGCAAGCAGAACCGGCGGCGAGUCAACCGCGCCGACGGCUCUCGAUCUCGACGUCGACGACUCACUUUUUCACUGGCUCUCUAGUCUGCACAAAUCCGCCACUCGUGCUCGCCACCGGUACUUCUGUCGACGUGCUCGAACGCGACUGGGCAAAAUAUUUCGUCCUCGUCGACCUGAACAACGUUGCACCCUCGGGACACUUGCCGUCCCUCUUCAGUACCGUAUCUUGCCUGCAUGCCAUCUCCAAGGGCUACCGUUUGGGCGUCUUCGGCGAGGUCAAUUGGAUGCUACUCGAGGUUGCACCAUUACGGAAACACAUACCCUCUGGCGCAGGUUCGAAUGGGAGCUGUGCAAUGAACAGCAGCAACAAUGCGCAGGCCACGAGUCUGCCUAUCGCGAUCCCUCCAACCUCUUCCUCGUUAUUUGCGGACGUCAUAAACGGCCGGAGAGGUCGAUCAAAUAGCCUUCCAUUGGUUCAGACACCAGACGAGUAUGCCAGCGAUAACGGGAGUAGCGAUAGCUCGCAUGUGGCGUCUUCGCCCGAAGAGGUAGAGGGACCAGAAACUUGGACCUCAUCGUCAUCGACCUCGUCCUCCACCGGCGCACGGGGAUAUUUUUCUCAGCAACGAACAAGGAGCCCAUCGAUGGCGUCGAGACACAGAGAUGAGUGGAAAACGCACCCAGAGCUGAACCCGUCACAUUCGGUCUGUUUUGAUUGGACGCAAGCGGCAUCGUACUCGCCUGGGUCGCAAGAGCCAUCGAGAAUGGACAAGAAGAGGAGACGGUCAUCUAUCAUGGCACGUCCGACGUCGAUCCACUCGAUCCACGCCCUAUUGCGCGCACGCCUCUCGUGCCUGUACACCCCUUAUCGCUCGCGAAGUCGAAUCUCCCUGCGUGUCUACUUUGGACGUUCGACGACUCAUGGAGAGCAAUGGAGACUGGACGAUGGACUGCUGGUGGCCGUGGACGAUGGACGGCCGUGCGGAGACGAUUGCUGGAAGCUAGGCGGGAACGGUCGAGAAUAUCUCACAAGCGACGACGAAUACGAGUGUACGCUCACGUCUGGACUCGUGGCGGAGGGCGUACUGGAAGAUCGACCGGCCGCGACCAUGCGGCGGGUCCGGUUGAUUCGAAGGAGUGGAAGCUGGGAAACUGACGUGGAGAGGGUAGUACCGCAGGUCUUUGUCGAGGUGGAGGACCCAGAAGAGGAUGUAUCGUGCACGCUUGGCCCUGUCCUGUUUGAGCCCGAGGGGAUUCGUGGGCGUGAAUGGGUGGGCGAGAUUCCGACGCUGGUGUGUUGA
Molecule: messenger RNA, 1467 nt
Organism: Serendipita indica DSM 11827
Lineage: Eukaryota; Fungi; Basidiomycota; Agaricomycetes; Sebacinales; Serendipitaceae
Source: the annotation of a GenBank genome assembly